CGCCACCUUGGACCGACACACCGACUUCCAACUAAUCGUAUUUCCCUAUUGCCCUAUUGUUAUUUUUACAAUACCUAGCACCUUUACUACUCGUUACUUGUGCUACUACUGUACCUACGCCAUACACUAACUCCUUUCUUGCCCUUAAUUCCAUUAUCACCACCCACCUCUACCUACAUACCCUGCCCUUCCCACAUACACUCCCCUUCACCGCAUUAUCACCAACUACGACGAAACUCGUCCGACGUUCGCCUCGCCCUAUAGUCCAAGUUACGAUGCGAAUCUAAUGCCUCACUACUACUACUACGCACCAUGGCCUUCAACUUCAACUGGUCGCCGCUCACGGCCGACGCCGAGUUCUACAAGCGCGCGCAAGAACUCCUCACGAACGCGCUGAACAAGUCUCCGAAGCCGCCCAUAAUCGUCGACGAUAUCCUCGUCACCGAGUUCAACCUCGGCUCCGUGCCCCCGGAUCUAGAAAUCUUAGAAAUUGGGGAUUUGGCCGAGGAUAGGUUCCGCGGCAUCUUUAAGAUGUGCUAUUCGGGCGAUGCCUUCUUGACGUUGCGGACAAGAGUUCAAGCAAAUCCAUUGAAUACGUACCUGUCAGCUAAGCCAACUUUUACAUCGCCACAACCAUUGGCCGCUGCUGCAAGUCUCACGAUACCGUUGUCUAUCACGUUAUCUGAGAUUAAGCUAUCCGCCUUCAUUAUCCUAGUAUUUUCGAAGCAAAAGGGGCUCACCCUGGUCUUUCGAAAUGACCCGCUUGAGUCGCUUAAGGUCUCGUCGACCUUUGAUUCAAUUCAAUUCGUUAGGGAUUACCUUCAAAGGACAAUUGAGGGGCAGUUACGAAAUUUGAUGAUGGAUGAAUUGCCAGCUAUCAUUCAUAAACUUUCAUUACGACUUUGGUGCCCGGACCAAUUGCCGAGAGAGGAGAUUGUACCAAAGGAAGGAUCUGAAGACGAUGCCAUUGUUGACCCCUUUUCAAAUCCACCUCCGGAAGCGGUCGAUUCCAAUGGGCACGUGCUUGAUGCAAAUGAGCUUGCAUCAAUCUCCAUGCAUGGUGGCUCGGAAUUGCAAUCGCUAUUUUCUCAAAAGAAUCUACUCAGGCUAGCAGCUCUUACCGAUUCUCACAGGACGCUGUCACUUUUCACACCUGGAAUACGAGAUGUUCUGUUUAGGGCUUGGGCUGGGUCAAUGGAUCGCAGCGAAACGGGGUACUCAACACCUGUCUUGACACCCAGUUUAAUGCGCACACAAUCCGUGCAGGGGGCUAGUACAACCUACACAUUUACUGAUGCAAGCAGUGUGGAUCAAGGCAGUAUAUCUUCCCGACCAUCGUUGACAAGCCUCCACUCUGCUACGACCGGUCUGGCGCUUGGUUCGGGUCGACACUCAAGAACUUCACGCAAAAAGAAGACUCGUGUGGUCAACCUGCGUCGUAGUAAGACAGGAAGCGAGGCAGCUAGCGAAGUUAGCGAGUCCAUUUCGGAUACUACUUCUGUCGCCGGUCCGUUUUCGGAGCCGAUCGUACCAACUUCUAUCCCAGAAGAUCCCGAAGAGGAGCCGGCAGAGGAGGCGCUAUAUCCAGGCCAAAUUCGAUUCGGGGCAGGAAGGGAAUUACCAUCUCGGCCCGCUUUGAAUAUGAACAUAUACGAAGACCCAACUAUUUCCCAUGUUCCCCAAGAGGCUCCUAUAGAAUCAGUAGAAAAAGAGGUGGAGAUUCCUGCAGCCCAACCCACGAAGCCUUUAGGGCCCGUCGCUUCGUCCUCUAAGAGGCCGUUCAAUAUGGACCGACAUCGGCCGAUGGGCUCCGAUACUUCGUCCGUGAUUCUAGAGCAAGCGUGGAUAAUGAAGAUGGCUGGGGAAAUCGCGCGUCGAGUAUACGAUGAGAAACAACGCAACGAGAACUUCUGGGCGGAGAGAGACGAAACUCCACCUCCGGCAUAUCAAGCGACACAAUAGAUUGCAGACACCAAUCAUUUCGAAGAUUUUUUUCGUUUGUCUAUACAUACACCAACCUACAUUACAGUAGAUUGUACAUACG
Messenger RNA from Hypoxylon trugodes, 2044 nucleotides. RefSeq lists its product as uncharacterized. The record is from RefSeq and is a predicted model, not a curated record. Gene Ontology annotation, cellular component: ERMES complex. Gene Ontology annotation, biological process: phospholipid transport; mitochondrion organization. Gene Ontology annotation, molecular function: lipid binding. The transcript has 2 exons. Bases 313 to 1962 code for a protein of 549 amino acids. NCBI's taxonomy places the organism in Eukaryota, Fungi, Ascomycota, Sordariomycetes, Xylariales, Hypoxylaceae.